Molecule: messenger RNA, 981 nt
Organism: Leptosia nina
Lineage: Eukaryota; Metazoa; Arthropoda; Insecta; Lepidoptera; Pieridae
Source: the annotation of a GenBank genome assembly
AUGUACCUCCACCAUUUCGUUUCGUUUAUGUUAUUGUUAUCGCCUAACAUUUUAUUUUGUGCGUCGGCGGCGGUGCACAGCCAUAGUUUGGACAACGUUGAGCGUGAAUCUGACGGCGCUUACCGGCCGCGAGAUGCAGAACACUACAACGACGUCGGGCACAACGUCGAGUUUGACCACGAAGCGAUAUUAGGCAGCGUCAAAGAAGCUGAAGAGUUUGAUAAGCUGAGCCCUGAAGAAUCAAAGCGGAGACUGGGCCUAAUGCUGCCCAAAAUGGAUCUCAACGGAGACAAGUUCAUUGACCGAGACGAGCUAAAGAAGUGGAUAUUGAACUCAUUUAUUAAUCUUUCUCGGGAGGAGGCAGAGGAGAGAUUGACUGAGGCAGAUGAAGAUAGGGAUGGUGCUGUGACUUGGUCAGAGUACUUACGGGACUCCUUUGGAGUUGACACAGAGGAAGAGUUGAAUCCUGAUGAUACUGGGGAUACAGGGAUGCAGUUGGUCCAUGAGGAGAAGGCAAUGUGGAAAACAGCAGACAAGGAUGGUGAUGGAAAACUUGAUAUGGCAGAAUUUGAGGUUUUCUCGAAUCCCGAGGAGCACCCUGUAAUGCACCCUCACCUGGUGUCUCAGGCAUUGAGAGAAAAGGACAACAACAACGAUGGGAUGCUAGACUUUCACGAGUAUAUUGGGGAGAGAGGACAACAUCAAGACAAAGAAUGGUUAGUAUCAGAAAGGGAUAAAUUUGAUAACGAGCUGGACUCAAAUCGGGAUGGCCUGCUGGAUCAACAUGAGGUUCACCGGUGGCUCAUACCUGACAAUAGUGAGAUAGCUGAAGAAGAAGUGGACCAUUUGUUCGCGUCAGCUGAUGAUGAUCACGACGACCUUCUGACAUUUGACGAAGUCUUGGAGCAUCACCACGUGUUCGUUGGCAGCGAGGCCACAGACUUUGGAAAUGAUAUAGAUCGCUUCGAUGAUGAGUUAUAA